UAACCUCAAAAGAGUUCACCAAACCAACACCUUUCAAAAUGCAAACAUCCUUAACCUUUGCUGCCCCCAACGUUGUGCCUUUGGCACAAACAAAGAGUUUCUCCCAUGUUGCCAUCUUCCCUACCAAUUUGAAAGCCCCACGCUCUUCACCUCGUUACUCUCCGAUCAGGGUUGCAAUCGUGGAGCCUGACACUUCAACUGUGGACUACAACUCUGCGUUCUCAGUGUUUCCAGCGGAAGCAUGCGAAACUGUUGGAGGGGAAGCCUGCAUGGCAGAAAUGUACCCUGAAGUGAAGCUACAGCCAGAAGCUAAGACACCACGAGUUGUUACAGAGAACGUUGAGAGAGAGUAUCUUGAAUACGAUGAUCCUAAAACGGUAUUUAGAGGAGAGGCUUGUGAUGAUCUUGGAGGAACUUUUUGUGAGACCGAGUAUCAGAAGGGUGUCUACUAGAGAAAAAAGAAAACCCUUUUUAUUGCCAUGGCUACUGCGUUUUUAAUGUCUACCAGUAAUGAUUGUAGUGGUGAAUGUACAUAGGUAUAGGCUAUGGAUCUCAGUUUAUAUUGAGUUUCAUUUUCGCUAUAAACUUUACAAUAAUUAUAUACUAAAUUUGGUAGCUCCGUCCUCUCUUCUUGACUAAUUUGAAAAUAAAUAAAAUACAAUUAAUAAAA
Messenger RNA from Glycine soja, 670 nucleotides. Its product is annotated as light-regulated protein, chloroplastic-like. The record is from RefSeq and is a predicted model, not a curated record. The coding region runs from base 39 to 452 and encodes 137 amino acids. Gene Ontology annotation, cellular component: chloroplast. The transcript is spliced from 3 exons. NCBI's taxonomy places the organism in Eukaryota, Viridiplantae, Streptophyta, Magnoliopsida, Fabales, Fabaceae.